UGGUAUUCCUUAUUUGAUACAAGCUCCAGCAAUGUAUUGAAACUGUGCGCUUCACAGGAGUGAAACAAGCUUCGAUAUCAUCCGCCCUUCUCUGCUGUGAACUGUUGUAAUGUUAUCAAUCGGUGACUGCGUCUGGCGCUGUUGUAAUAUUGUGUAGUUAACGCACAUUAGCAGAGGCUAAUUUUAAGAGCACACAUUAGCUGGAGUCUUGAGAAGCAGCAAGGGGCGGUGGGCUGCUAAAGCUGCUGCUAGCUAGCAGCGUCACAAAGCUAGCUGCAACUGCCGAGAAACGAAGAUUUUUAGCUAACAAAGCUAAAUAAAUAAGAAACUGGGAUUGGUCUACGACGGCAGGAGUCUGCUAUACUGGAGCUGGCAUCGUUACAUUUUCCGUCUUUAAAACCUGGCUGUUGGGCCUGACAACAAAGACGAUGUCUGAGGGAGAGAACAAGCAGGCCUCAGAUACUGCCCAGGAAGUGAAAACCGAGUCCAUGGCAGCUGCACCCACAGGUCAAGCAGUGUCAUCUGUGUCUCCCCCUGUGUCCAUGGUGACCCAGCCACCAGCUACUGCUGCCACAGAGGAUGAGGAAGAGGAGAGCGAGGAUGAGUCAGAGAUUUUGGAGGAAAGCCCGUGUGGACGCUGGCAGAAACGUAGAGAAGAGGUGAAUCAGCGCAACGUCCCUGGGAUCGAUAAUGCUUACUUGGCCAUGGACACUGAGGAAGGAGUUGAGGUGGUGUGGAAUGAGGUCAUGUUCUCAGAAAGGAAGAAUUUCAAACUACAGGAGGAAAAAGUCAAAGCUGUUUUUGACAAUUUGAUCCAGCUGGAGCAUUUGAACAUUGUAAAGUUUCACAAGUACUGGGCAGAUGUCAAAGAAAACAGAGCAAGGGUCAUUUUUAUCACCGAGUACAUGUCGUCUGGAAGUCUCAAACAGUUUUUGAAAAAGACAAAGAAAAACCACAAGACCAUGAAUGAAAAGGCCUGGAAGCGCUGGUGCACACAAAUACUGUCUGCUCUCAGCUACCUGCACUCCUGUGAACCUCCCAUCAUUCAUGGAAACCUGACCUGUGACACCAUCUUCAUCCAGCACAAUGGCCUCAUCAAGAUUGGCUCAGUUGCUCCAGACACUAUCAACAACCAUGUGAAAACCUGUCGGGAAGAGCAGAAGAGCCUUCACUUCUUUGCUCCAGAAUAUGGAGCUGUUGCCAAUGUUACCACAGCCGUGGAUAUCUAUUCCUUUGGAAUGUGCGCCUUAGAGAUGGCUGUGUUGGAAAUCCAGAGUAAUGGAGAUUCCUCUUAUGUGUCCCAAGAAGCCAUAAACAGUGCCAUUCAGUCCCUAGAGGACCCAUUGCAACGGGAAUUUAUACAGAAGUGUCUUGAGGUGGACCCCAGUAAGCGACCCACAGCUAAGGAGCUUUUGUUUCACCAGGCCUUGUUUGAGGUGCCCUUACUCAAGCUGCUGGCUGCACACUGCAUCGUCAGCCACCAGCAUAUGAUUCCAGAAAAUGCUUUAGAAGAGAUGACAAAGAAUAUGGACCCUAACUUGGUGAUUGUUGAGGCCAAGGACGGAGUUCAGAUGAAGCUCUCUCAGUUUCCUGCCCUUGAGCUGGACAAGUUCCUGGAAGAUGUGAGGAAUGGGAUCUAUCCUCUGACUGCCUUUGGGGUACCAUGUCCACAACAACCUCAGCAGGAGGCGGUGAAGUCGCCCAUAGUGCCCCCCUCAGUAAAAACCCCAACUCCUGAACCUGCUGAACUCGAGACCAGGAAGGUCCUUCAGAUGCAGUGCAAUAUUGAGCCAGUUGAUGAGGGCACCAAGCAUCAUCUGACCUUACUUUUGAAACUUGAGGAUAAAUUGAACAGGCACUUAAGCUGCGAUUUGUUACCAAAUGAGAACGUGCAGGAGCUGUCUGUGGAGCUUGUUCAGCUGGGAUUCAUCAGUGAGGGCGAUCAGCCACGACUUGCAUCCGUUCUUGAAGAGGCCUUCUCAAAAUUCUACACCCGGAACGGUUCUCUCAAUCCGGUGACUGUUUCCUCGUAGCGGAGGACUCACUAGGUCUUCUUUCAGCCCUCCUCAUCCUCUACAACAGGACUAGCUUUUUGCUCCACCUCUUCGCUGCAGAAACGCUUUGCGAGGCCAGAGGAGGAAGCCUUGGUCUGGUUGCAGAUCCUGCAAC
Etheostoma cragini (Arkansas darter) is the source of this 2169-nucleotide messenger RNA. RefSeq names its product nuclear receptor binding protein 1 (gene nrbp1). Gene Ontology annotation, biological process: intracellular signal transduction; protein phosphorylation; endoplasmic reticulum to Golgi vesicle-mediated transport. The transcript has 18 exons. Bases 429 to 2033 code for a protein of 534 amino acids. Lineage: Eukaryota; Metazoa; Chordata; Actinopteri; Perciformes; Percidae. Gene Ontology annotation, cellular component: endomembrane system; cytoplasm. Gene Ontology annotation, molecular function: protein kinase activity; ATP binding. The record is from RefSeq and is a predicted model, not a curated record.